This is a messenger RNA of Mycetomoellerius zeteki, 2403 nucleotides long. It is a transcript of the gene da, whose product is annotated as transcription factor daughterless. Gene Ontology annotation, biological process: regulation of transcription by RNA polymerase II. The coding region runs from base 140 to 2203 and encodes 687 amino acids. Gene Ontology annotation, cellular component: chromatin; transcription regulator complex. NCBI's taxonomy places the organism in Eukaryota, Metazoa, Arthropoda, Insecta, Hymenoptera, Formicidae. Gene Ontology annotation, molecular function: RNA polymerase II cis-regulatory region sequence-specific DNA binding; DNA-binding transcription factor activity, RNA polymerase II-specific; protein dimerization activity. The transcript has 13 exons. The record is from RefSeq and is a predicted model, not a curated record.
CGUGCAGUAACGAACACCGCAGAUGUUCCACGUGAUUUAUAAGAUCCCGCGAUUUUGUAAUCCACGAGGAUAGCUGGUUACAAGUCAGGUUUUAUUUGCACAACGUCAAGACGUGUCGAGCGGUGGCGAAGGAAAUUACAUGACUACGAACGGAAUCGAGAUGGAUCGGAGUUUCAAGAACAACGCGGAUUUCAAGAUGAAUCAACAGAACUUUAAACUGAGCGAUUUCGGGAUCGACGUGAAAUCCGGCCACGAAUCGAAGACCACUGGUCAGAAUAAUCAAUGUAAAACUCGGCGAAGUGCUCAGGUCAGUCAGCGGUACAUUCACGCGGAGAAUACACACGUGCGGCAGAUUCCGAUAAGUCCUGGGCAACUCGCGAGCGGCUCGAAUCUGCUGCAGGUCGUAUGCAAUCGUUCUCGCGCCAGUCCGCUGAUGACGUCCAACAGCAACCAGCACAGGAACAACCCAAGUCAACUUGGACAGUUGCAAAAUAUUGCUGCGGCGGCGGCGGCAGACCGAUUUCAGACGUCCAGUCCGAGCAACCUGUCCGGAACCGGUCCGAUCAUGCAGCUCAGCUCGUCGCCCAGUUAUUGGAAACAAUACGGGGGGCAGGAAAGCGGGUAUGGCUCGGAUGAAUUCGGACAGGACUCGCCGAGAUACACGUCGCCGAAGGGUGCCCUUUACGCGGAUUCCUAUUACAUCGAUGGUAAUACUACAGGAACCGGUCCCGGUGACCCAUGGACGGGUAGCGGCGGUGGUGUCCAACCCCCAUACAGUGGAUAUGCACCCUCUCACCUGGCGCAGCCAGCCUAUCCCAUGCACCUACCCCACGACCCUAUGGCAUACUCAGCGAUGUCGCCGAAUGGUGAAUCUGCAGCGCCGAUCCUGGGCUCGGCGGUGACCAGUGCGGCUUCCCUGCCGCCAAUGUCGACAUUCCGGGGUAAUGCCGCGGUCGCGGCGAACAGCGGCACAGGGGCGCCGUCGCCGGCAUCGUUGCAAUAUAGCCAUAGUCCUGGUGCACCGACGACCGCGCCUUCCGCGCCCAACACUGCGCCCACGACGAACCAGCAAUCCACCACGGACGACACCCUCGGCAAGACCCUCGCAUCCGUCGUGAGCACUCGAAUUUAUCCCACGGACCAAUCAGUAUCCAGUUAUAGCAGUAAUCCAUCUACGCCCGUCAGUUCGCCACCACCUUUAACCGGUUCGGCACCAGGUUGGGCACCUGGAGCCGCGCCAGUAUCUCCGCAUUUUACGGCGGAUCCCAAUCGUGGUAUUCACAUGCCGGCGCCUGAACAGCAGAGGCUAGACGAUGCCAUCGGCUUCCUUCGCGACCACGCCGAGUUGGUACAGGGGGCACGAAUGGAGGAGCGGUUAGACGAUGCCAUAAACGUAUUGAGGAAUCACGCCGAAAGUCAAGUAGCCCUUCAUCUUGGACCAGUUGGUCCACACGGCGGGAUAUACUCGCAUACCUCACCACCGCAGUUAGAACAUUUGACGAGUCCACAUCCUGCGGUAACGGUGACGCAACCUCAGGGUUCCUAUCCCGGUCUUACACCCACGCCCGACACAGAUGGUUCGAUCAAGAUCGAAAGGUUACCUGUGACGAAUGCCAAAUACAUCCCCUUAGAAAAGAGGAAAGAUCCGCCCGACAGUAGCGGCGGCGAAACAAAACCAUCAAGCAGUGAACUCGCAGCCGGUGUAAUCGGAGCUGCUACAGUUAACUCGACGUCGCAAGGAAAAGGAACGAAGAGAUCGCGUAGAUAUUGUUCGAGCGCUGAGGACGAGGAUGAUGAUCCCGACAUGAAGGCACAAAGGGAGAAAGAGAGGCGGCAAGCAAAUAAUGCUAGGGAAAGGAUACGUAUCAGGGAUAUCAAUGAGGCUCUAAAGGAACUUGGCAGAAUGUGUAUGACACACCUAAAGACGGACAAACCUCAAACGAAACUCGGUAUUCUCAACAUGGCUGUUGAAGUUAUAAUGACACUCGAACAACAAGUUAGAGAGCGGAAUCUUAAUCCGAAGGCUGCGUGUUUAAAAAGAAGAGAAGAGGAGAAAGCCGAGGAUGGUCCGAAGUUACCAGGCCAUCUUGCAGCGCACAUAGCACAUCCGCAUUCUCAUCCACACGCGCACUCCCAACCGCCCUUUCCCGCAUUACCUGGUCCACAACCUUCCCUUCAGCACAAUCCACCACAGCCGCAGUAGCAGCGGCUCAGUGGCGGUAUCAUUCUGUGUUAAGGGGUAGAUACAUCUUAAAAUCAAUAAAAAACAAGUUUAUGAACAUGACUUACAUACCUAUAUAGGAUUUUUCUCUGCUCUUAUAAGUUGUGGGAAUGUGCAAAAAAUUGUGGAUAUUAUGUGGUGCGUUACAUUAGUAGAAGACAGAAAAGAAGAAGAGAUAAGAA